Molecule: messenger RNA, 705 nt
Organism: Protopolystoma xenopodis
Lineage: Eukaryota; Metazoa; Platyhelminthes; Monogenea; Polystomatidea; Polystomatidae
Source: the annotation of a GenBank genome assembly
AUGGUAGUUUGUCUAUUCUUAUUUAUUUACUAUUCCCUAAAGGAUAAUGAGGCAUAUGCGAGAGAUCUUGCUGAGCAGUAUCACUUAGACUCUUCAGCAAGUUAUGACAAUAUCAUAGUUGGCUUGCAAAAAGUACUAGAAAACAAACGGGCCAGGCUCCAUAAACUUUAUAAAAUGAAGGCGGGUGCUCAGAAGAUCCAGGAGGCGUCCGGAGGAAACAUAGCUGCACUUUUGCGUUCUAACACCGGACCCUCUAGUUCAAGCACUAGCCCAUCCGAUACAGUCGCUGAAAAACGAGGGGGGAAAAUCAGUGUAACUGCUGUAAUUAAGGAGGUUAACACUGAGGUUCAAGAUCUGACGCAAGAGAUAGGGGAGCUGGAGACUAAUUUGUUGUUGCUAAAACACAACAAGCCCUCUAAGAGUAAGUGCUAUAUCUUGCUAUUUCAGUUAAUGAACUUGUUCAUGUUUGUCAUACAGGUUCGAAAUGGAGCUGAAAAACUUAUGCAGACGUACAAAAAUGGUCCCCGUCAUCUUCUUGAAGAAGCAAAGCGUCAGCAGGAGAACGCAAUUGCCAAAAUUGGUUUUAUUCGUAAUCAAAUAAUCCGUUCGAAGCAACUAUCAGAAUCUACCCCAUUGGUAAGGAUUUUUACUUUAAUUUAUCUUAUGGUGCCAAACUCAUUUCUUAUUAAAAUUUUGUAUUUUUGA